AUGUCUGUAGAUUGUUGGGCUUGUGGUGUCCAAGUACCUGAUGGUUGUUACAUAAAGUGCUCCAAAAAACAGUGCGAGAAAGUUUAUGAUUUAAAAUGCCUAGGACUGACAGAAAAUAAAUUCAGUUCCUUCUCGGAUAAGCGCACGAAGCAAUGGGUCUGUCCGGAGUGCGCUUGUUCUAAACCUAAACGCUAUGACCCGAAUACACCUAUCAGGGACACCCCGGAUCUGAAAACAUUCGCGCCCAGUGCUAAUGUCAACACUCAACGGGGAAGCCGCAUGCAAUUGAUGGAUGAAUCAAUUGUCGAGUGUGAUAAUAAUAGUAAUGAUAAAUUGCUGUCUGAGUUUAGACAGCUAAAAUAUGAAGUCUUAAGCCGAUUAGACGUGCAAACUAACAUUAUUAAACAUCUUCAAGAAAUAUGUUUUUCUACAAAAACGGAAUUAGAAGAACUAAAGAUUAAAAUGAAAGUAUUUCAAAAUAAAUUGUUCCCAACGGAUCCGUUAUCAACUCAAAAUCAACAUUUUGAAAGUAUUGAUAGUAUAACGGAAAGUUUUAAUACAGGCCUCGAAAUGUCUAAGCAAAUCGAUGUCCCAUCUACAUUCGCUGAUGUGGCUCGUAUAAGCCUAAAUAAUGUAAACAAAACAAACGUUACUCCCUGCGUAAUAAAAACGCCUGCGGCCAUGAAAAUAGCAACCGGGAGAGGGUCCGUUGUCCAAACUCAACCAAUUAAUCAGCCACAGUGUGUGACUCCAAGGAAAGAGUUAAAUAUUAAUAUUAGUGAGGAAGAAGAAAAAAUUAAUAAAGAUUGUGAGUGGACUACACUUGAUACAGAAGCGUUACCAAACGAAACUGAAGAGCAACAACGUUCGCACCGACUCAGCUUGAUACAGAAGCGUUUACCAAACGAAACUGAAGAGCAACAACGUUCGCACCGACUCAGCUUGAUACAGAAGCGUUUACCAAACGAAACUGAAGAGCAACAACGUUUUCACCGACUCAGCUUGAUACAGAAGCGUUUACCAAACGAAACUGAAGAGCAUCAACGUUCUCACCGACUCAGAUUGAUACAGAAGCGUUUACCAAACGAAACUGAAGAGCAACAACGUUCUCGUCGACUCAGCUUGAUACAGAAGCGUUUACCAAACGAAACUGAAGAGCAACAACGUUCUCGUCGACUCAGCUUGAUACAGAAGCCUUUACCAAACGAAACUGAAGAGCAACAACGUUCGCACCGACUCAGCUUGAUACAGAAGCGUUUACCAAACGAAACUAAAGAGCAAAAACGUUCGCACCGACUCAGCUUGAUACAGAAGCGUUUACCAAACGAAACUGAAGAGCAACAAAGUUCGCACCGACUCAGCUUGAUACAGAAGCGUUUACCAAACGAAACUGAAGAGCAACAACGUUCUCACCGACUCAGCUUGAUACAGAAGCGUUUACCAAACGAAACUGAAGAGCAUCAACGUUCUCACCGACUCAGCUUGAUACAGAAGCGUUUACCAAACGAAACUGAAGAGCAACAACGUUCUCGUCGACUCAGCUUGAUACAGAAGCGUUUACCAAACGAAACUGAAGAGCAACAACGUUCGCACCGACUCAGCUUGAUACAGAAGCGUUUACCAAACGAAACUGAAGAGCAACAACGUUCGCACCGACUCAGCUUGAUACAGAAGCGUUUACCAAACGAAACUAAAGAGCAAAAACGUUCGCACCGACUCAGCUUGAUACAGAAGCGUUUACCAAACGAAACUGAAGAGCAACAACGUUCGCACCGACUCAGCUUGAUACAGAAGCGUUUACCAAACGAAACUGAAGAGCAACAACGUUCUCACUGA
Messenger RNA from Parnassius apollo (apollo), 1836 nucleotides. The record is from the annotation of a GenBank genome assembly. NCBI's taxonomy places the organism in Eukaryota, Metazoa, Arthropoda, Insecta, Lepidoptera, Papilionidae.